This is a messenger RNA of Cherax quadricarinatus, 5371 nucleotides long. The record is from RefSeq and is a predicted model, not a curated record. NCBI's taxonomy places the organism in Eukaryota, Metazoa, Arthropoda, Malacostraca, Decapoda, Parastacidae.
UUUUGUUCUUGCUCUCUCCCUUUCUCCAUCCAGUUGCUUUAUCUUUUAUCCACAACUGCUCCUUUAUUUCACUUUUUAUCGCACCUCCCCUACCAUUCGUUCUCAGUUCUUAUCUCCAACUCACAUCCACUUUACCAUUUUCAUCUGUUCACAUUCUCCUAACCUCGUUUCUUUCUUCUCAUUCCACCAUCCAAUCUUUUCUCCCACUCUUUUCCUUUCCUUCUCUUCAUCUCUCCUCCCUUCUCUCCUCUUCAUUUUAUCACCCCUUCCAUCCCUCCCUCCCUCCCCAUCCCCUCUCUUUGUAUGUGACAUUUAAAGUUAUUAUCGUUACGCAGGAAGCCAAGAUCGUCAACAUCGUCAUAGGAAACUGAGUAAUGUUGCCCUGGAAGAGAUCCUCUGCAGAAGAUGGGCAGAGUUACUUAGUACCCGAGGUGGACCUCCAGAAGAUGGGUAGUGCCACUUAAUAUUCUAGGUCGGACUCUAAAAGUGGAAUAAUGGGGCCCAUUGAGUUCUCUACCAAGGUUCUCGCGUCCAAGACCUGCAGUGUCUUAGCACUGGCGGUCGUGGUGGCAGCGAAGUGCAUCACCUUCAAGGAAUUGACGUCAGGCCAGUUCGAGUUCGACACGUUAAGUUGUGAUGCAACCUGUAUGGGGGUGGAUCGUGCUGUGUAUGGUACGGAAGUGUACCAUGAGGAUUCUGAUAUAUGCCUGUCAGCGCUUCACAUUGGUGCCAUCUCCAACAGAGGAGGUAGUUUCUCCAUCAUCCGGAGCACAGAAAAGCCUGAAACAGUCGACGGCAGCACCUUGAAUAGGAUUAAUUCACAAAGCAGGGAUACACUCACCUCUAAAGCAGUGUAUAAAAUUGUGAAGACAAGUCCUGCUGUUACUCGGGAAGAUCUGCGUGCAGAUGUGGUGGUGGUACACAACUCUUACUCCGGCACUGCUCACUCAGGCACUGAAGAAUUGUCCUUAACCUGCAUCGCCCAGGAUGAAACUACUGUGCUCACCAAGGACAGCAUAACCAGAUGGUCGUAUACAUCAGAUGGCGCUACAAGGAAAGAAACAACAGUUAUUAAUUCACAACAACUGGUCAUGAGGAUCUCUGGCAGUAACUUACACGCUCUUCGCUGCCUGGGCAGAAGCUCCGCCACUGAUGUAUUGGCUGUUAUACCGCUCCCCACAGCUGAUUUUCACUCGCGGACACCGACAGUGAGGUUCAGCAAGGGCACAGAGGUAACUAUCCCGCUAGCCAAGAGGUAUCUCACACUGCCAGAUAAAGUGUAUGUUAGGAGACUGCCAGAUGGUUGGCCGAGCUACCCUGAUCACCAGCUGCCACUGAACCUUGGGCAAGCCAAACUCCACUACACUGGCGUCCACAUUGUUCACCCUGAUAAAAAAAACAGAGAGACAAAUGGAGCUUACUUUGAUGUUAUGAUUACUGAGUGUGAAAAAGGAAAGUACGGUGUUGAAUGUUCAGAAGAAUGUCCCAAGUGCCUACACGGAGGGCAGUGCCACCCUCAGACUGGCACCUGUGUCUGUCCUCCUGGUUUUAUAGGUGACAAGUGUCAGUACGCUUGCUUACAAGGGAAAUUUGGAGCAGAGUGUCAGCUGGGAUGCGACAAAGACACACUCAAAUUUGACGUAACCUACAAAGGAACCUGUUAUGGCCUCGUCAUCUGCCAUCCUGCGCCCUACGGGUGUUCCUGUGCCCCUGGUUACACGUUCUUUGACAACUAUAAACAAAACCCAAUCUGUACACGAGAAUGCCCAAGUGGAACAUUUGGUGCGCACUGCAGUGAGACGUGCAGCUGGUGUUUGAAUCAAGAGUGCAAUCGUUUCUCGGGCACUUGCAUCCAUGGUUGUCGACCUGGAGUUAUCUGCACUAAUGCUCCCACGAUGCCACAAGUGUCUAUCAGCAGCUGUGUCCGAGGACUGAGAGUUUCCUGGGAAGUCAUCACUGGUGACUUCUACUUCCUCACUUAUCAGCUUGUGGGGUACAGAAGUUGUGGAGGAAGACUGAGCAGUGAACCGAAGAUCACCCUAGUUAAUGCUUCAUCUCCGCAAGAAAUCUCAAACUUGAGACCUUAUGCUAUUUACAAUGUUUGUGUAGUGGCCGCUAAUUCAGGAGGUCACAGUCCUCAGCACUGCGUUGAUGCUGUCACACCUCCUGAAGCUCCUGGCGUGAAAGUGAUCAACUUAACCUGUUCGACGGAUUAUUCGGAAAUUUCGUGUGACUUAUACUCAUCAGAUGGCUGUACAAACUACAAUGGACCAAAUAUAUACUUUACUGUCACAAUUGAGACUCACAUCACCUGCAAUAAUACUUUUCAUCAACUCUCGCAGAAUGUGUCGCUCUUUACUUGUCCUAGUCAAAAAGUGUCAGUAACCUUCUCUCAAGUUUUGGCAGGACAGAUGUACCAGGUCACAGCACAAAUGCAUAACUCCGUAGGUACUGGAUACUCUCCUGCCUCCAUCAACGUUACUACACCACAAACCAAACCACCACCUGUGCAAAACCUGACGAGUGCUGUGAGAGACAGUAAUACAGUUCAGAUGUUUUGGAAUGAUCCCUGCCCUAGCAAUGGUGCCAUCACUGGAUACUAUAGUAAUUAUGAUGGAAAACGCUUAGGACCAGUAAAGUGCACCACGUCGUUAGUGUUUGAUCGCUGCCAUACCAUCAGUCAGUUAUCCACAGAAAAAAAUUACACAUUCCAGGUAGAGGUAAUAAAUUCGUUUGGUAAAAGUGAAGCAACUGCUGCCUCCAUUGAGCUGAGGAUGAGACAGCCAAGUGCCCCAGAGUCCAUCGCAUCUCUUCGAGGACCCUUACAAGUAGUUCUGUUCAUCCAUCUGCCAACUGAUCCCGGCGGAGUUCUACGUAACUGUACAUUGUCUCUCGGUAAAAGAAACCAAUCAUGCACUGAGCCUGCCAAUCAGAGUUCUCCCAUAAAAUGUAAGUUUAAAGGUUUGGAACCCGGAAAGACGUACGAUGCAGAAGCCUUUUGUUGCAACGCGAAGUUCUGUGGCAAGAAACUGACACAGCAAGUUGCUACUAGUCCAUUAAAACCAGAAAUUGCAAGUUCUCCAGUUGUUGUAAAGAAGACAAAAACUACUAUCACUAUCAGGAUGCCUUUCUUGAUCACUCAUGGUGAUGGUCAGAGUUUUAUAGCUGUGGUGGUUCAUCAGACAGACAAAGUUAUCCAGAAUAUUACAGCUGAGACACUGCGGGUGUUUGAGAAUCAUUGGCAGACGGUCCGUGAGAGGAGAUACACCGAGCAUAUUCACAAGCGCCAGACAACACAGAGUCGACAACUAUGUACAGAACCACUCUGGAUUGCUGGUCUUUUGGAUCAGGGCACAACGGAGUUUGAGAUAGGAGACGGUGGUACUUACAAUGGCUUCUUCAACUGUCCACUCAAGAACCAUCAGGAAUAUAAUCUGGGAAUAAUGGCAAUAAUGGAUCUCUUAGGUGAAAGGAGUUAUGAUGUACGUAUGGUAGCAGAGAGUGUAGUGGCCGAGCCCUGGGAGUCAUCACCCUCAACACUCUGGUCGAUGAUCAUCAUUCCCUUCCUUGUGAUCAUCAUCAUUGUAGCUAUUUAUUUUAGAAGACGUGGGAAGUUACAACCAAUGGUCACAUGUAACACAGUGAACAGGACUGAGGAUGCACGUUCUUCUGGUUUCUGUACUACACUCGCAGACAUCACACAAGACGCAGCUUUAACUGAAGACAGUAUUUAUGAGACAAUUCCAGAGGUUCAGAUAAGUGGUGCGGAAGCAAGUGAAGGCAUCUAUGAGAACAUUAACACAGGAGGUGUCAGUGAGAAAGUUAACUUGCCCAUAACACAUGUUCAAGCUUACUUCAGUUACUUAAUUAAGUCUGGCGAAGCUGUUGAAAAUUUUUGGAGUACAUCAGAGACCUAUUUGAAGAGUACAUAUGUUGGACAAAAACCAGAGAACAAGCUCAAAAAUCGCUCUAAUAAAAUCAUCCCAUAUGACGACACGAGAGUUUUGCUCUCUGUGAUUGAUGGUGAUCCCCAUUCUGACUACAUCAAUGCCAGUCACGUUUCCGGAUAUGGUAAUAUUGGCUAUAUUGCUGCACAAGGACCAAAAGACACAGAUGUAUCUACUAUUGGUGAUUUCUGGAGGAUGAUUAUGGAGCAGGAUAUUAGUGCCAUCAUUAUGGUCGCCAACUUCUUCGAGGGAGGAAAGGUCAGGUGUUUGUUCAAAAUGUAUAUAAAGAAAUAUUGGUUGAAUUUAGCCAAGAAUCUUAAAUUAACAGAAUCACUUGAUUACUUGAUUACUCUCUCUCUCUCACACACACACACACACACACAUACACACACACACACACACACACAUAUACUGCGCGGAAUAGACGAGGUGGACAAAGACGGGAUGUUCCAGAGAUGGGACACAGACACAAGAGGUCACAAUUGGAAGUUGAAGACUCAGAUGAAUCAGAGGGAUGUUAGGAAGUAUUUCUUCAGUCAUAGAGUAGUCAAGCCGUGGAAUAGCCUAGAAAGUGAAGUAGUGGAGGCGGGAACCAUACAUAGUUUUAAGGCGAGGUAUGAUAAAGCUCGUGGAGCAGGGAGAGAGAGGACCUAGUAGCAAUCAGUGAAGAGGCGAGGCCAGGAGCUAUGACUCGACCCCUGCAACCACAAAUAGGUGAGUACAAGUAGGUGAGUACACACACACACACACACACACACACACACACACACAUACACACACACACACACACACACACCCAUACUCCUCUCUCUCCCUCUCCCUCUUUCUACCCUUUCUCUCUCCUCUCUCUCCCUCUUUCUACCCUUUCUCUCUCCCCCUCGCACCCUCUCCCUCCUCUAGCCUUCUGUCUGUGGUUAAAAAAAAAAAAAAAAAAAAAAAAAAAAAAAAAAAAAAAAUGGGUGGCCCUAGAGGACGGAAAACCAGUGAUCUGGUAGACGAACCAGGGAGGAAAGACUGGGAGUUAGAGCUCCAAAAAAGGGAGGAAGAGUGGGGAAGGAAGAUAGUGGAGCUUGGUAAGAAAAUGGAGGAGCGGAUAGCUGAAGAGUGCAGGAAGUGGGAAGUACAGGUCUUAGCAGCAGAAGCUAGGAUACAGUGCUUAGAAGAGAAACUGCAAAGCCUGAAACAGAUUAGAGAGACAAAUGACAAUUCAGAUGUGACAUCAGGAAAUUCAAUGUCAGGCGCAGACAAGGGGACGGUAAGCAACAACGGAGACAUGACGUACACGAAGGCCCUAUCAGACCCACGUGGGGCCAGGGAAAAGACGAGGAGCACACUAAGAUCAAAUGACAGGUCCGAAGACAAUGAAGGUAUGCUAUAUGCAGAGAUUUUAACAGCCAACUGCAGUAGCAAGGGACAGCUGGUCA